This is a messenger RNA of Protobothrops mucrosquamatus (brown spotted pit viper), 993 nucleotides long. It is a transcript of the gene GLP1R, whose product is annotated as glucagon like peptide 1 receptor. The record is from RefSeq and is a predicted model, not a curated record. NCBI's taxonomy places the organism in Eukaryota, Metazoa, Chordata, Lepidosauria, Squamata, Viperidae. The annotation marks the transcript as partial. Gene Ontology annotation, cellular component: plasma membrane. Gene Ontology annotation, biological process: adenylate cyclase-activating G protein-coupled receptor signaling pathway; cell surface receptor signaling pathway. The transcript is spliced from 9 exons. Gene Ontology annotation, molecular function: peptide hormone binding; glucagon receptor activity.
GACUCAUCAGGAAGACGGUUGUUAUUCCUUUCUGUCAUCUACACCACUGGAUAUGCUCUGUCUUUCUCAGCCCUUGUUAUAGCAACUGGCAUCCUCCUUUGGUUCAGGCAUCUGCAUUGCACCAGGAACUACAUUCACUUGAACCUUUUUACUUCAUUUAUCCUACGUGCUGUGUCCAUCUUCAUUAAGGACUCCAUGCUCACGUGGAUGUACAAGACAGCCCCUCGUCAACAACAGUGGGAGAGUGUAAUUUCCUACCAGGAGUCACUUAGCUGCCGUCUGAUCUUUGUGAUGAUGCAGUAUUGUGUGACUGCAAACUAUUACUGGCUACUGGUGGAAGGAAUGUACCUGUACACUCUACUAGCCCUCUCAGUAUUUUCUGAGCAGAGAAUCUUUCGACUUUACCUUUGUAUUGGCUGGGGUGUGCCAAUGCUGUUUGUAAUCCUCUGGGGAAUUGUCAAGUACCUUUAUGAAGAUGAGGGCUGUUGGAAUAAGAAUCUGAAUAUGAACUACUGGCUGAUCAUCAGGCUGCCUAUUAUGGUUGCUAUUGGGGUGAACUUCCUGAUCUUUAUCAGGGUUAUUUGCAUUAUAAUUUCUAAGCUGCAAGCAAAUCUGUUGCGCAAAAGUGACAUAAAAUGCAGAUUGGCCAAAUCUACACUGACUCUGAUCCCACUUCUGGGUACACAUGAGAUCAUCUUUGCUUUUGUUACUGAUGAGCACGCCAAGGGGACACUGCGGUUCGUGAAGCUCUUUUUUGAACUCUCCUCUUCUUCUUUUCAGGGACUUUUGGUGGCAAUUCUCUACUGUUUUAACAAUACUGAGGUUCGGACAGAAUUCCAGAAAAGCUGGGAACGAUGGAGAUUGGAACAUUUCUAUGUCCAGAGAGACAACAGUAUGAAGCCACUUAAAUAUCCAGCCAACAGCAUUAGCAGUGGAGGUACAGUCGGAACCACAGUCUACGCUGCUACUUGUCAAGCUACUACACUCAGCUAA